Tigriopus californicus is the source of this 1047-nucleotide messenger RNA. RefSeq lists its product as uncharacterized. The record is from RefSeq and is a predicted model, not a curated record. Lineage: Eukaryota; Metazoa; Arthropoda; Copepoda; Harpacticoida; Harpacticidae. Bases 97 to 1047 code for a protein of 316 amino acids. The transcript has 11 exons.
UCCGUGGCUUCAUUUACGACAAACACGUUGUCGCCCUGGAUAGUAAGAACACUUCAAUGGUUAUUAUUCCACCACCAGCCCUUGAUAUUGUCAGACAUGAUCUCGUGGGUUUCAGUCAGCAUUUUUUGGACUUGUCUUGCCGUGGGAGUAUCGACAUCCAAAAGCUUUCAAAGUGGAAAUACUUCAACUUUGUCAAUGAUGAACAAUCGACAAGGACGUCUCUUCAGCUUGUUCAACAUUGUGACUUUUAAACAAGGUGAAUGCACCGUGGUAUCUGAUACCACCAUGAAAGGUACUUGCAUGACUUCCACAGAAUGUAUCUCCAAUGGUGGUGCCGCUGAUGGGAAUUGCGCCUCUGGUUUUGGAGUGUGUUGCUCCUUUGUGGUCAAAGGUUGUGGAGGAACCGUCGCCCAUAACUGCACUUAUAUUCAGAACACUGAUUUCCCAGCCAGUGGCUCAGGAGGAGAGACCUGCAAGUUUGGAUUCAAUAGGAUAUGUGAUAAUUUGUGUCAAAUUAGGUUGGACUUUGUUAAUCUGGUCAUGGCUCAACCCCCAUCAGCCGGGGCAAUGCUGCACGGGGAUUGUGCAACCAGUGGGGAUUUCCUCACCGUUGCUAGUCCCACCGGAAAAUCCCCGCCUGUGACGUGUGGAACAUUGACAGGCCAACACAUGUAUCUUGAGACUGGCUCAGCUGGAGGGGCUGGUAGUAUCGACAUAAAUUAUGGAUCUGCCAUCUCAACGAGAACAUUCAAAAUCAAAAUCACUUUUUAUCAGUGCGACUCCUUGAACAAGGCCCCAAGCGAUUGUGUCCAAUAUUUCACCGGCGUAAGCGGCACUUUCCAAAGCUACAACUAUCAAGGAGGCCAGCUCAUCGAUAACCAACGAUAUGCAACAUGCUUUAGACAAGAAGAAGGAUAUUGCACCAUCCAAUACAGCGAAGACGCCACAACAAGUGGCCCAGCCUUCGAUUUAUUCCUGGACGCCGCUAGUGCUCUCCCCGUUGCUCCUCGAGUAGCUAAGCAUUGGUCAGAUAUUGAACAAGCUUAA